Messenger RNA from Quercus robur (English oak), 1560 nucleotides. Its product is annotated as cytoplasmic 60S subunit biogenesis factor REI1 homolog 1. Gene Ontology annotation, molecular function: zinc ion binding; nucleic acid binding. Gene Ontology annotation, biological process: ribosomal large subunit biogenesis. The record is from RefSeq and is a predicted model, not a curated record. NCBI's taxonomy places the organism in Eukaryota, Viridiplantae, Streptophyta, Magnoliopsida, Fagales, Fagaceae. The transcript has 5 exons. Gene Ontology annotation, cellular component: preribosome, large subunit precursor. Bases 91 to 1326 code for a protein of 411 amino acids.
UAAAUAGGUCUCGCCUCCGCCUCCACUUUCCGAUUCUCUCUAUCUCUCUUCCUUUUUUCUGUGUGAGAAAAAAUAUUUGAUAUAUAGAGAAUGCCUGGUUUAACCUGCAACGCUUGCAACAAAGAGUUCAACGACGAUACCGAGCAAAAGCUACAUUACAAGUCCGAAUGGCACCGUUACAAUCUCAAGCGCAAGGUAGCUGGGGUUCCUGGAGUGACUGAAGCAUUAUUUGUAGCUAGGCAAACUGCUCUUGCUCAAGAGAAAGGCCAGUCAAGUGAAACUCCGAUGCUCUACAGUUGUGGUCUUUGUGGGAAAGGGUAUAGAAGUUCCAAGGCUCAUGCUGAGCAUCUUAAAUCUCGAAAUCACAUCAUGCGGGCUUCUCAAGGAACAAACAAUGAAGAAGAGGACAAGGCAAUAGUUAAGCCACUUCCGCGUCGUGUUGUGAAUAAGCCACCCACACAAAGGGAGGUAAACGAUGAAGAGAGUGAAGAAAGCGACUGGGAGGAAGCUGAUCCGGAAGAAGACUUGGUUGGUGAAGCCACAAAGUCCUUAACUGAUUUGAAUGUACGUGAGGUUGGCUCUGACAAUGACAUGGAUGAGGAUGACGAUGAUGAUGACUACGAGGAGUUGGAUCCAUCUAGUUGCUUUAUGUGUGAUCUAGAGCAUGAUACCAUAGAGAGCUGCAUGGUUCACAUGCACAAGCAGCAUGGGUUCUUCAUUCCUGAUGUUGAGUAUUUAAAGGACCCAGAAGGAUUCCUUACAUAUCUUGGCCUUAAGGUCAAGAGAGAUUUCAUGUGUCUGUACUGUAAUGAUCGGUGCCAACCUUUUAACGGUUUGGAAGCAGUUAGAAAGCAUAUGGUUGCUAAAAGUCAUUGCAAAGUACAUUUUGGUGAUGGUGAUGAUGAGGAGGAAGCAGAGCUAGAAGACUUUUAUGAUUAUAGCAGCAGUUAUGUGGAUGAAGAGGGCAAACAGCUGGUUGCAGCAGGUGACAUGGACAACAAUGUAGAAUUUGGGAGUGGUGGCUCUGAGCUCAUUAUAACUAGAAGAUCUGAUGAAGGAAAAUCAACCAAAACACUUGGCUCCCGGGAAUAUAUGCGCUACUAUCGCCAGAAACCACGUCCUUCACCUUUGAACAAUAUGGCUAUUACUGCAGCACUGGCCUCAAGGUAUAGGAGCAUGGGGUUGGCUACUGUGCAGUCAAGAGAACAGAUGGUGAGAAUGAAAGUGAUGAAGCAAAUGAAUAGAUCAGGAGUAGAGGCCAUGCGCUCUAAGAUUGGGAUGAAGAGCAAUGUCAUCCGGAACCUGCCCAACAAUGUCACAUACUAGUUUUAGACCAGCUCUUUUUCUUUUUGAAGUUAUAUAUGAUAAUAGCUAAUAUUCUGUUGAAAUUAAGGUUAUUAUUAUCCUAUGAAGUUGCUGUAUUUUUUUUUCCCUCAGAAAUGAUUUAUACUUUCUAGUCCGAUAUACAUCUAGUAAGCAUCUGGGAUUGGUCAGACAUGGAUUGGAUGGACCUGGCCAUCAUGAAUUCUAUUGAAUGAAAUAGCGUUUGUAUUUUCAACA